Planococcus citri (citrus mealybug) is the source of this 4552-nucleotide messenger RNA. Its product is annotated as F-box/LRR-repeat protein 16. The transcript is spliced from 5 exons. Gene Ontology annotation, biological process: SCF-dependent proteasomal ubiquitin-dependent protein catabolic process. Lineage: Eukaryota; Metazoa; Arthropoda; Insecta; Hemiptera; Pseudococcidae. Gene Ontology annotation, molecular function: protein binding. The coding region runs from base 193 to 1740 and encodes 515 amino acids. The record is from RefSeq and is a predicted model, not a curated record. Gene Ontology annotation, cellular component: SCF ubiquitin ligase complex.
UCGUUACAUCAUGCAGCAGACAGGAACAGUUAAGUCGCACUCGCAGUCCCUGCUCGUCGAUGGUAGUGAUUCACGGUUGUGUACGUUUUUGUUUUUCCUCGCUAAUUCAGUCGUCGUCGCAUUCGUCGAGCACCAUGUCCAUGUCGUUUAUAUCGGCAUUUUUCACAAAAGAAGCAGAUUACGAUAUGCUUCAUGUGUAACUGGACGGUUAUCAUGUCCGGCCAAGGUGUUGUGGAAAGAGCUAGUGCCGAACUUUCGAAACGGAUAAAUGGUCUCAGCCUAAGGGUAGGCAAACAACACCGCAAUGUCGGCAAAUCUAGCAGCGUGAUGGAAAGAAUGACCAACGUAUUUUGUGGCAACAGCAACAACAACAACAACAAUAAUAAUAAUAAUAACAACAACAACAAUAACAAUAAUAAUCAUCAUAAUAGCGGUUGCAAUAAUAUAAACGUGAGUAAUUCCACGAGCCCGGCAACAAUGCCGGUUCUAACGGGCUCCGACAAGAUCAGAUGCAGGAGCGGUAAAACUCCUCAGCAGCUUCGAAGAGCCGUUUACAUCAAAUCCAGACCCAUCACAUUGAACGAGCUGUUUCUGGACGAAGAAUUUUUAUGUAAAUUUUUUUGGUUUUUUACGUCAAUUGAUAGAUCGAAUUUAGCACGCGUUUGUUCUCGAUGGAAAGAGCUUUUAUAUCGUAAUCAGAAGUAUUGGUCCGGUUUAGCGUUAAAUGUGCAUUGUAAACAGUUUCGACAAUCGACUAGUUACGAAAAAACGAGACUUUACGCCUCUUUCAUACGUAGAGGACUUCGAUCUUUAGGAAUGAUCGGUGCUAAAGAUGAAGAUAUCAUCGAUAUGAUGAACUAUUUUCCUCUCGGAUCCAAACACGUGCAUUCGGCCAUGUUGAAAUGGUGUGGAAUUUCCGAUAAAGGACUGGAGAAUUUCAUGGAACAUCUGACGGCUUGCUACGAAUUGGAACUAUGCGGAUGUAACGACGUUACCGAAAAUGGUCUAUGGAAUAAUUUACCUCCGAGACUAGUGUCGCUGAAAUUAGCCGAUUGCAUAAAUAUAUCGGACGAGUCAGUCGGCGCAGUUGCUCAGAUUCUUCCGCAUUUAUGCGAAUUUUCUCUUCAAGCCUAUCAUGUGACGGACGCUGCGUUGGGAUUUUUUAGCACCAAACAGAGCCCCAAUUUAAAUAUAUUCAAAUUACAAUCUUGUUGGGAAAUAACCAACCACGGCAUCGUUAAUAUCGUACAUUCACUGCCGAAUUUAACAGUUCUGAGUUUAUCAGGAUGCACGAAAAUCACAGACGAUGGUAUCGAACUAAUUGCAGAAAAUCUGCGAAAAUUACGAUGUUUAGAUUUGUCUUGGUGUCCUCGUAUCACCGACGUUGCAUUGGAAUAUAUCGCGUGUGAUUUGACAGUUUUGCAGCAACUCACUCUCGAUCGAUGUGUGAAUAUAACGGAUAUAGGAGUUGGUUAUUUAUCAACGAUGCCAUGCUUGCAAAUCCUAUUUCUCAGAUGGUGUUCUCAAAUUCGCGACAAUGGCGUCCAGCAUUUAAGCACAAUGCGCAGCUUAGAAGUUUUAUCCUUAGCUGGUUGCCCUUUGCUGACAAUGGGUGGUUUAUGCAGUGUAACGCAAAUGAAAAAUUUACGCGAAUUAGAAUUAACAAAUUGUCCAGCCACGACACCAGAACUAUUUCAAUAUUUGAGAGAGCAGCUACCUCGUUGUGUGAUUAUCGAGUGAAAAUAUGAAAAUAAAAUCACAAAUUCAUUUCUAGCUGAUGACUGAUAUUGACGACAAUGGAAUGACAUUCGUUUUCAAUACCAUCAGAAUUUAGUCUAUUCCUCAUGGAAAGCGUACCUACUAUCGAUUUUACGCUUCGAGUGAUUUUGAUUUCCAUAAAGCACGAAGCGUUCAGAUUAGCAUUUUUAGCUUUUCUGUGUAAGAUGUGUUUACGUGUACCUAUGUGUAAAGUAUUCUAUACACUUUUGUAGGUAGUAUGUAUGAAAAUACAUACUUAUAAUGUACCUCCAACUAUAAUGUACUGCAUACCUGAUGUUUUCCUCUCCAAUAUUUAGUGUUUCUCUUCGUUGAUUUUUCUCUCUUUUUUUAAAUUUAAUUUUUUUAAUAUAUGUAUUGUAUGUACUAUGUACUUCGUGUUUUAUGUUUAAACUAUAUUUCGAAUACAAAAUGAUGAACAAUUGAACAUAAUAAUAUUAUGUUGUAUGUACCUCUACCUACGAUUACGAAUGUAUGAAAGUAGCAGAUCGAAUUAGGUAGGUCUAGGUGGUAUAUUAUGUAUGUUGUAUCGUGACUUGUAUUGGAGGGAUAUGUUUCAAUUUUUUUUUUUUUUUUGUACGAUGUUUGUACAAAUAUGUAUGUGCAUAUGCAUUUGUGUACAUUGCGACAUGCAUAUAAGAUACUUAUAAUAUUUUUUCCUUUGUUCGAAUCGUUAUCGCUUAAAUAGGAUUCUGGACAUUUCUCAGAGCAUAAUACAUAUGUAUUCAACAAAAAUACAAAGUGUGCUCGAAUUUUAUAAAAAAAUUUCUCGAUUCACUGAAAAUUGUAAUGGCAAAAAUGAAAAUUUAAAACCCUAUACUUGAUGUUAUUCGCAUUACAAGUUACGAACGACACUCGUUAGUAUUGGUUCUACCUAGAUCCGUAGUUAGUUACCUAUAUCCGUAUUUUCAUCUUUUUAGCACAAUUGUACAAAUUUGUAAAUCAUAGAUUAUAAGCGUCGUUUUUUCACCAUAAUUGCGAGUAACAUUGAUUCCAUAAUCACGUUUUGUUUUCAAACAUUUGUUUUUAAAAUGAUAAUUCUACCGAACAUCGAUGUCUUUUAAUUUCAAUUUACGAUGAAAGUGUCAUUUCGUUUGUUUUUUCUAUUGCAAUAUGUGCAGGUACCUAUCUUAUUUGUUUCACCGGAUGCAUGUUCGGGUUUUGCAUCACUGUGAAUUCUUAAUGUUUAUAGCCUUUAUUUAGCUCUUGAAUAAACCUGUCAUUUCAGUUUCUCAAUUACUUAUAAUUAUGUACUUACCUAUCUAUCGUCUAUAAUGAGACAUUUUUCAUUAAAAUUAUAACAAUUUACAAAUGAUAGGCUUUAAAUAGGUACUCGUACCUACUCUCGAUACAAAUGUUUGAAGUUUAAAGGGGUUUAAAAACGCCAUGUAAUCAAUUUUUCAAAUUCACCUUCUAAUUCUGCACCUGGCUGUACAUCAUGUUAAAGCUUGAAGACGCUGUACCGAAAAAAAUGACUAUGAUGCUAGUUGAAUUAGUUAUUUCUCUUUUUGAAUAUCACAUGUUGAAUCACUCAUUUUUCUAUUUUAUCACAAUUACAAAAUUCUUGUACCGAAAAAGUCAUUUAGUUACUACAUUCAUUUAUGGAACUUCUGGAAUAUUUUUUAUAUUGAUGUACAUAUUGAUGAAUAGAAUACUUAUAGGUACUUAGCUACUUACUUACGUGAUUUGAAAAAAAAUCUCAUCAUCAUACGAUGCCAAUAAAAAUUUUGAUUUUUUUUUUUUUUGUUAUUGGGUAGAUUUAUUGUUAAACUUUCAAUUUGUCUGAGUCGACAGUGACGUAGGAAGUUGAAAUUCACUGUCGGGGAGAGGAGGUUACCUCUUGAAAAUUCCGACAGUAAGAUUAAAAAUUUUGAAAAACUAGCUUGUUUAGGAUUUCUCCUAAUGCUGCUCUGUAAUCAUUCCAGAUAUGUACAAUCUGAAUCACAAAUCUUAAAUUUUACUCAUCACUGAUGAAUUCCAACUUUGCCGAUUCAAAAUUCCCAAUUUCCCAAUAUCAGCUUUUCACACUCCUCUAGGACUCUCUCUCCUAUGUUGCUACGUCCUUGACCUAGAAUUGAAAUUUUUAUUUUUUUUUUUAUCCUCGUAAGACUGAUUUUUCAUUUUGUUUGAACUAUCAACUGUAUUAUUUACAAACGUUUCAAAAAAAUAUUAUUUUUUCUCUUAUUUUGAAUUUUUUAUCUUUCUGUCUAUCAAAAUUCAUAUUUUUUAAUGCAGGGAAAGAUUAAGAUUCAUUGAUUCAUUGAAAAUAUAUCAUCUUAAAGCGAUGAAAUAAUUCUAUUCAAUAAUAAAUACUUUUUCAAGUAUUAUUUACAGUGUAUUUUAACAAAUAUAAUGAAAAUGAUAAAUAUUGAUUGGUCGGAGCAACGCAAUCGCAUGUCGUAUUCGUAAAUGUUUUUAUUAAAAAAAGAACAAAAAAAAAAAUAAAGAAUCAACACAAUCUACUCCGUUUACGUAUUAAAAUUUAGUACUCCAUACUCAUAAGUACUUUUUUCUUUCUUUUUUUUAAAUGUGUACUAAUAAGUUGUUUGAUUGAAUAGUUUUUAAAAUUGAAAAUAGAAUUUGUAUAAUUUCUUAAAAAGCGUAUAAAGCCUUAUUUUAAAGACAAGUUGAAUAAGUUUUGUACCUUAAACGUUGAAUCAUUGUCAUUUAAUGCAAAGUACAUACGUUGUCGUUUAAUAAUUUUCUACAGUAAGUGAUAUAGUUUGUUAUGGGUUAUGAACUGAAUUAUACGAGUGAAUAAAUAUUUCCAAUUGUA